AUGUUAAAGAUGGAAAUUUGGCUAUGUUUUUCAAUUGUUACUUGUCUGGUUGCACAACUGAACGCUGCCAAGGAUUUCAAGUCUCCCUCAAAUACUUACAGCAGUAACAAUUUCAACAACAAAGAAAUUCUAAAACCUCCAAUGGAGUUAAACAUCAACUUCACGUUCCCCGCAAACGGAUUGCCACCACUGAAAUUGAAUCUCGGCAACGUGGCUGCAUUCCUAAAAGAAAACGGCAAUCUGGGAUUGCCAUCCUCUGGCAAACCAAUCAAGAAAACUAUCAUGGUAAACAUCACGAACCCCAACAAACCUAAAAAUCCCAUUCCGGCGGAAGUCUUUCAUGCCGGUUUGCCCCAAGGAUUCCAAAUCCCUGUUAAACCUGUUGAGCUUUGCCGUGAUUUCAUCGUGUCCAAAUGCAAAGAUCUUUGCAAAGUUUCCCAACGUAUUUGCCAUUCAACGUGCGACGGCCGGGAGGAUUGCGUUAAGAUCUGCAAAGCGACUCAGAGCAGUUGCGCAAAGUUCUGCGAUUCGACGUUCGUUGCCGAUGAAGAGGAUAAGGGCGAUGGACAGCAAAUGGUGGGCAUUUUAUUGCCAAAAUGCCUUCGAAACUGUCGGAACGACAAGUAUUGCACGUAUCAAUGCCACGAUACCUGCCAUGCCAAAUUAAAGGAACCAGCUCCUUUAACUAAUGUUUUAUCGACCGUUCCUGUUAGUUUGCCGGUAAUAUCAAGUCCCUCCAUGAUGGCUGGUCUGUCUAUUGCAUCAAAGCCAUCCAAGGGUGAUUCAAUUGAUUUUGGGAAAGAAGACGAUUCCGAGACCAGUAAAGAGAAAUAUUAA
Molecule: messenger RNA, 837 nt
Organism: Daphnia carinata
Lineage: Eukaryota; Metazoa; Arthropoda; Branchiopoda; Diplostraca; Daphniidae
Exons: 2
Coding region: 1-837 (278 amino acids)
Source: RefSeq, a predicted model, not a curated record